GCAUCCGAGCCGUGGGAGGAAGAAAGAGUUUAUAGCACAUGUCUCCUUGACUGGUACGCAAAAUUUUCAGUAUUCAAUUCAUUUUUUCUCACCAUCUUUAAGCUAUUGACUCUUGAUUUCCAUAUACAAUUACAUACACUGUUGUGUGUGUGUAUAUAUAUAUAGAUAUAUAUGCUUGUAGAUAUUGCUCCCCAACUUGAAACCGAAAGAAAAAAAUCACACCAUUUCAAGAAAUCAAUCGAUAGAAAAAUUGAGAAUUGGUAGUUAAUUUAUUCGUAUCACUCGUGAACCAGAAAAACUUAUUUUAAUGUUUCUUCCCUUAGAUGGAUGUCCACUGCCAGCUUUUGUCAAGGAUUUGAAUAGAAUUAAUUGGACACACACACAUAUAUAUAUGUAUAUAUAUAUAAUAUUUAUGCAAAGAUAUACUUAAAUCAAGUUGGAAUAAUGGUGUCAAUACCUUCAAAAAAUAUAUGGAUGCGGAGGCAGCAAUGCCCAUGUGGGGAUUGGAAAUGUUUCAUUACAUAUGAUGGAGACUCCGAGGAGACCAACAUGGCAUCACAAUUGGUUAAGAACGAUUCAGCAUCGGCUGAGGCUAUGGUUGCCCCUUAUGUUGGAAUGUUGUUUAAGAGUGAUGAUGAUGCAUUUGAGUAUUAUGGGAAUUUUGCGAGAAAGAAUGGGUUUUCUAUUAGGAAAGAGAGGUCUAGAUUGAGCCCACAGUUGGGUAUAUAUAAACGGGACUUUGUUUGCUAUCGUGCUGGCUUUGCUCCAGCCAAAAAGAAGCAGACUGGGGAGCACCAUAGAGAUAGGAAAUCAGUUCGGUGUGGAUGUGAUGCGAAAAUGUACUUGUCCAAGGAGGUUGUUGAUGGGGUUUCUCAGUGGUUUGUUGUGCAAUUCAGUAAUGUGCAUAACCAUGAAUUGUUAGAAGAUGAUCAGGUGCGUCUCCUCCCUGCUUAUCGGAAAAUCCAUGAGGCCGAUCAAGAGCGAAUUCUUUUGCUUUCCAAAGCUGGGUUCCCGGUACAUCGUAUUGUUAAGAUGUUGGAAUUGGAAAAGGGCAUCCAGGGAGGACAAUUGCCCUUUUUGGAGAGGGAUGUUAGAAAUUUUGUUCAGAAUCGAAAGAAAGUUGUUCAAGAAAAUGAUGCCUUGCUGACCGAGAAAAGAGAAAAUGAUACGAUGGAUCUUCUUGAAGCCUGCAGGGCUGCAAAGGAGGGGGAUCCAUACUUUGUUUAUGAUGUUACGGUUGAUGAGAAUGAAAAGGUUGAGAACAUUGCUUGGUCAUACGGAGACUCUGUUCAUGCAUACGCCAUGUUUGGUGAUGUAGUUUAUUUUGACACAACAUACCGUUCGGUCACAUAUGGUCUGCUUUUCGGAGCAUGGCUUGGCAUUGACAACCAUGGAAAAGUUAUCUUCUUUUGUUGUGCUCUGUUACAAGACGACACUCCCCGUUCCUUUUCUUGGGCUUUACAGACUUUUGUCCAUUUUAUGAAAGGAAGAUGUCCACAAACAAUUCUAACUGAUCUUGACCAUGGGCUUAGAGAUGCCAUAAGAAGUGAAUUACCAAAUACCAAACAUGUUACCUCUAUAUGGAAUAUUCUGCCCAAGGUAUCCUGUUGGUUUUGUUUUCCACUUGGACCAAGAUAUACGGAAUUUAAAUCUGAGUUUGAUGCACUGUGUCAUUUAGAGAGUACAGAGGAUUUUGAAUAUCAAUGGAAUCAGAUGGUUUCUCGAUUUGGACUUAGUUCAGAUAAGCACAUUGCUUUACUCUUUUCUGUCCGGGCAUCUUGGGCAUUAUCCUAUACAAGAGGUUGCUUUCUUGCUAGAAUGGCAUCAACUGCAUAUUCAAAGUCCACAGUUGCAUUCUUGAAAGGAAUCUUCAGUGCACAAACAUGUUUGCGUAGUUUCUUUGAGCAGAUUUAUUUGGAACUUGUUCAGGUGGGGAUUUCUUCAAAUUCUAAAAUUCAGGAACGUGAAGAGAUGCAGUAUAUGCAUGUAAGAACAUGCUUACCCAUAGAAGAGCAUGCACGAAAUAUUCUUACCCCUUUUGCCUUCAAUGCGUUACAGCAGGAAUUGGUGGUAACUAUGCAAUAUGCUAACUCUGAAAUGGCUAAUGGGUCAUAUAUCGUACGCCACUUCAAGAAGAUGGACGAAGAACGUCUAGUUAUAUGGAUACCAGAAGAUGAACAAAUUCACUGUUCUUGCAAGGAAUUUGAAUCUUCAGGAAUCUUAUGUAGACAUGCUCUUCGAGUACUUCUGGUAAAGAACUACUUUCAACUUCCUGAGAAAUAUUAUCUGAGUCGAUGGCAACAAGGGAUCCCACUAGUUCCUGACGAUGCUCACAGUAAUCAGAACAACGAUGAUGAAUGGUCUCAAGAAUUCCGUUCCCUUACUGCAAUCCUGUUUUCAGAGUCAUCUAUCACAAAAGAGCGUUCUGAUUAUGUUCAUAGAGAACUUGGAAAAGAACUUACAAGGCUCAUUAAUGAUGUGAGAAAUAUGCCAACCAGUGAUUUAGUUGCCAUGGAUUUGACAGGUUCACCAACUAGUUGAUAUAUAGAGCAAUGGAUGUUCCAUAUGGUAACAAAUACAACUAGCCAAGAUUUCUUGUUCAGUGGGAGGGAUGACCAAAAUACAAUGCAAUCUAUAAAGUGAUGGAAGAAUGGGAUGUUUGAGCAUUCUCCAAGUAGAAAGUUCAGCAGAAUACAUGUUAGUUUCAGAUAUUGGGCUAUCAGAAGUAAAUAUUAAGAAAUUGAUUUCUGAUCAGUCGCCAAAUUGCCAAUAAAUCUUUGUGGUUUCUUGGAUGAAUGGUUACUGAAAGCUGUAAAGAAUAUGGUCGAGGAAAAGGUUAACUUAUCUAAGAUGGUUUAUUAUGUGUUAUGUGGCAAACUGAAAAGUGUCCUAUUUUAUUCUUCCUUUGUCUAUUUUAUUUUUACCAUUAACUGUAUAGAGCCUCUUCCAAUACCGGUUUGAUUUUAGAAGGUAUAAGGAUGAGCAACAUGGGUUCUGAAAUUUGUUGUCUUUCACACUUCAUCGAUGCCUUCUGCAUUAAUCAAUUUCAGCUCAUGGUGUUGAUGUUCA
This is a messenger RNA of Cornus florida, 3069 nucleotides long. Its product is annotated as putative protein FAR1-RELATED SEQUENCE 10. The record is from RefSeq and is a predicted model, not a curated record. Gene Ontology annotation, biological process: regulation of DNA-templated transcription. The coding region runs from base 445 to 2541 and encodes 698 amino acids. Gene Ontology annotation, molecular function: zinc ion binding. The transcript is spliced from 3 exons. Lineage: Eukaryota; Viridiplantae; Streptophyta; Magnoliopsida; Cornales; Cornaceae.